Molecule: messenger RNA, 2455 nt
Organism: Anopheles coustani
Lineage: Eukaryota; Metazoa; Arthropoda; Insecta; Diptera; Culicidae
Product: zinc finger protein 420-like
Exons: 2
Coding region: 209-2332 (707 amino acids)
Cellular component (GO): nucleus
Molecular function (GO): zinc ion binding
Source: RefSeq, a predicted model, not a curated record
GACAACAUAAACUCAACAUUCGUUGGACAAUUGGAACGAGUCACCCGACAACAAUCAUCCCCGGGGCGGUUCAUUCUUAUCUGUUUUCCUGCAAGGUCACUCUUCAAGCAGUUGUCCAGUAAAGAUCGUAAGCAAGGAGGCGGGCUCAGCCAAACCUUACGCGUUUGCCGUUUUCGGCUGUUGUGUGCAUGGUUGUUUGGAUCGCACGAUGGACAUCCUAAUCGAGCCAGAUUGCUACAAGGUGUGUCGUAUUUGCAUGGAAAGCUGCGAGGAUGAUUUCGUAUGCGUAUACGACGAGUUCGAGGAUGUGAUACUCUGCGAGGUGAUCCAGGAGUGUGCCCACGUGGAGAUUCGCAAGAACGAUGCACUCCCCCGGAACGUUUGUCGAAGCUGUGCACAGUAUAUGCUAAUCGCUUACCACACCAUUCAGAAGUGCCGUGAAUCGGACGUGACUCUACGAUCCAUUUUCAAGCAUGAGCUUAAUCUACACUGCGGUACUAAGAUGGGGACCGACGCUGGGCCGAGAUGUCCCAUGGUCCUGCAGCCGGAAGAUAUGGAUCCGUCAGACUAUGAAUUUCUGCUGUCCGACGCGUACGACGACAUGUUGCUUGAGAAUGGUGCUAGAAUAUUGCUGGAAGAACACAAUCGCUGCAAUUUCACGCCACCGAUCGAUAAGAACAAUCAGUGCUCGGAGGAAAACAACUUGCCCGGAGAACAUCUGGCACCAGAUCAACAGGAAUAUCAGCAGGGAACGGAGCAAGCAUAUAGGGAACCGGAAAUGAUACUAGAACAACAACCGCUGGAAUCAUUGCACAUGACUUACGCGGCUCGUACACACGAAGAACCAAAGUUCGCGACAAAUUUGUUGAGAGCCGAAAAAACGUACGAAUCUAGUGAAACUAAUGACGAUGAACCCGCAUGUGUGCCCCAAGAGCAAAAACAAUGUUGCGGCUGUAAGAAGCUCUUCGACAACGAACAAAGGCUUCGUGAACAUUCGCAGGCCGUGCACCUCCCGGCGGCGCCGCCCACCACCACUGAUUGCCCCAAGACCGAAGGGGAACAGCUUCGGUGCGGAGUAUGCUACCGAAAGUUCAGUACGCUGAGCUUGCUGAAGGAACACCAACGGUCGGUUAACCGGAAGUACACUUGUGCGCAGUGUGGCAAGCGCUUCAUGACCCAGACCAAUCUCGACAUACACAGCAAGUGCCACAAGAACAAGGAAACGUACAAAUGUUGCGGUUGCCGUAUGGACUUCGAGCAGGAACUGGACCUUCUGCUCCACUCGCAAGAGGUCCACCGACCCGAGCGGACCGUUAACUCGGAAAAGGCGUUCGAAUGCGAAACGUGCUACCGCCGGUAUCCAACGCGAAAGUCCCUGGCAACGCACAAACGUAUGAUACGUCAGUUUCAGUGCCAACUUUGUGGGGCGAUUUUUAUGAAGCAGCUCUUUCUUACGCUUCACCUCGAGCGGGUACACCACGGGGAGGUGGUAAUGGAGCAGCAAAGUCGCCGAUGCUGUGGCGGUUGUCGCGAGGUGUUCGUCAAUGCUGCUGCACUGCGGGAGCAUGCGCUGCAGGUGCACAAACCGACGGACGGUUCCACCGGAUCAUCCGGCACGGACGAUGGUAAACCGUUCGAGUGUGACGUCUGCCGGAAACGGUUCUCCUCGAUGUUCUUUCUGCUGCAGCACCAACAAAAGGUGUUCCGGGAAAAGUGCUACCCGUGCUCGAUUUGCGGCCGCACGUUCGGGCGGGCCCACGACCUCUCCAACCACGAGACGACCCAUUCGAACGAGAUGCCCUUCGAGUGUGGCGUUUGUGGGCGGCGGUUCAAGAACAAGCUGUAUCUCAAAAAUCACCGUAAACUGCACACGAACAGCACGAAGGACCACGUGUGCGACGAGUGUGGUAAGUGCUUCCGCACGAAAGAAUUGCUCAAGACGCACCUGAUCAGCCACUCGCAAGAGCGCAAACAUUCCUGCACCGUCUGCACGGCUACCUUCAAGCGGUUGCAGUGCCUGAAGAUUCAUAUGCGCAUCCAUACGCGCGAGAAAGCGUUCGAGUGUCCAAUCUGCCGGAAGCGGUACGUGCAGUCGUCCGAUCUGAAGCGCCACAUGUUGAUACAUAAUCCGGGCGACGAGGGGAAACCGUUCCAGUGCGAGUACUGCCUUCGGCGGUACCCGCGCAAGGACUACCUCAAAGUGCACAUCCGCAAACAGCAUCCGCACAAGCCGGAGACCUUGAACAUCGUGGGGACGUUCGAGGCAGUCGCUGCCGGGCUCGACGGGAUCGAACCGAUGCCGAUUGCGGUGGAAGACUUUAUGGUUUGCUGAUUGAACUAGCCGACGCUACAUAUACCUCAGGAUUUCGAAGCUGUACAACGAAAUCCCAAUUGAAACGAGCCACGGGAUAUGUGUGUUCAGUAGAAUAAAUGUCAUUUGAAUUUGUUUACUAAA